AUGAGGGUACUUUUGAUAUUCUUGUGGUUUGUACAAACACAUACUUUCGAUUUACCAAAUCAUGGAUGUGGAUCUGAUUUAACCAUUGACAAGGACCAUUAUAACACUUCGAAAGUUUAUAACAUAGGAGACGCAUUUCCAACGGAAACACAUUACGAUAAAUUUGGAAAUUUAUUUUUCAUUGAAUCGGGCAGAAAUCUCGAUGGGUACUUUUUUCAGGCGAAAAUGAUAAAAGCUAAUUCAACUGUCCCUGAAAGAAUUGAAGGUCUUCCCCUUGGACAAUGUUAUUCUAUUGCUGUGGAUAAUAAAAACUCCAUGGUAUAUUUUGGCACGGGUAAAGGAAUUUUUGCCUACAAUUAUGAUUCCGAAGAUACAAAACUUAUAUCCUCUCCGAAUAUAAAGCCAAACGAAUUAUUCGUGGAUAAAGAUGGUAACAAAUAUAUAACAGAAAGUCCUGAUGGUAUAGAACAGAUGUAUUUAUUGUCGGGCGAGAAAAAAAUUCGAUUCAAAACUUUGGAAGCCCUAAAUGAAGUUGCAGUUGACGAUAAAAAUAAUUUUUAUUUCAUCAGAGAAGAAAAACUGUUCGUUCUGAAAUCGAAUUUAUCAUUUCCAAUACUCAUUGGAAAUCUUACAUAUGAUGGACUUGCGCAAAUCUCCUUCCAUAAAAACACAGUGUAUGUCGCCAGUGAAACGUUAUUGUACCUCCAUGAAAAUGAUACGGGCGCUCUAAAGAACGUAGAUAAUGUCCCAGGGAAUGUAACUGCUAUUGCAUUUGAUUAUGCUAGUAAUUUAGUGCUUGGAACUUAUGGUAAAUUAAUCAAAUAUGACAAUAAGAAUGCCGAAUGUUAUCAUAGAAAUAAUACAUGA
Molecule: messenger RNA, 867 nt
Organism: Pieris macdunnoughi
Lineage: Eukaryota; Metazoa; Arthropoda; Insecta; Lepidoptera; Pieridae
Source: the annotation of a GenBank genome assembly